AUGACUAAUACCAAUGGGAAUCGGGCUAUUCCGAUGGAGUGGUGGAUUGAUUUUGGAGCCAUUCGCCAUGUUUGUGCUGUUAGGGAAGCAUUUGCUACAUAUGCUCAUGCUGAACCCGAAGAGACGCUUUCUAUUGGAAAUGCUGCAACGGCCAAAAUUGAAGGAUGCGGGAAGAAUUUCUGUGCAAGGUCGCAGGUGCGAGAGGGAGGCCUCAGAUGGGGAGAAUUUGGAAGUGAGGCAAAGCCGCAGGUGCGCACAAAGGACCGCACUUGCGAGACCGCAGAUGCAGAUGGUGAGGACACGUGUCAGGACGGACAACCACCAGUAUGCCCAGUUGGGGACACUAGAGGUCGAGGUCGCGGUCGAGGCUGUGGUUGGGGCAGGGGUGUAAACCGCACAAUAGCUAAGGCAGCACCUAAAGAUCCACCAGCUACCCCAGUUCAGGAUCAUGUUCUAGUGGGGGAUGCUCCAGCAGGACCAGCUCAGGCGGUCGCAGUUUCUACUACAACACCUACUUCUCAGGCCUGGGGAGGCAUUCAGACUCCCGCCGGUUGUACACCCGAGCAGAAUGUUCAGGGACUGCAGACACCGGAGGCACCACCAUCCCAGCCGGUUGCACCGACUAAGGAUUAA
Nicotiana attenuata is the source of this 633-nucleotide messenger RNA. RefSeq lists its product as uncharacterized. The transcript has 5 exons. The record is from RefSeq and is a predicted model, not a curated record. NCBI's taxonomy places the organism in Eukaryota, Viridiplantae, Streptophyta, Magnoliopsida, Solanales, Solanaceae. Bases 1 to 633 code for a protein of 210 amino acids.